This is a messenger RNA of Pseudozyma flocculosa PF-1, 1728 nucleotides long. RefSeq lists its product as uncharacterized. The record is from RefSeq and is a predicted model, not a curated record. NCBI's taxonomy places the organism in Eukaryota, Fungi, Basidiomycota, Ustilaginomycetes, Ustilaginales, Ustilaginaceae. Bases 1 to 1728 code for a protein of 575 amino acids. The transcript is spliced from 2 exons.
AUGGCAUCGCCAGCAUCCCUCCCUGCCUCAACCGGGUCGCUUCGGGACAGGCAGGACAUUCAGGACGCCUUCCAGAACGCCGCACAGCUCCAGCAAGCUCAGCAGGAGCGUAUCGCCCAGCUCGAGCUCGAGGUGCAACGUCUCAAGCAGCAGUCCGCUGGCGUCGGCUCGGCAUCGCCCGAGGUCCCCCUUCCAGCGUCUGCUCAGCCCACCGCUGCCACAUCCACCACGGCUGCCGACAUCGGCCUCCACCCUUCGGAAGGUACACGUUUGCACGAAGUUCUGAAGCGCCUCGCCCCUCUCCUCGCAACGUUUCGCGGAGCCGAUAAGCCCAGCUUGAGCCCGGCGCCGGCGACCGAAGAGCCGGUCAUCCAGACAGCCUUGCUCGAUUGCGGCUCCAAGAAGCGAUACAUCAACCGCCCACCCACACCCACUUGUCCCUGCUGGAUCCAGGUCGUUGGGCGAAUCUCGUCUGGCAGCAUAGAGGAGCCGUUCGUCCAACAGGUGAGGACUCAUGAGUGGCUUGCGGACGAAAAGAACACUGGCGCAAGAGACUGUCGUGUUAAGACCCUUCCGCACUCAAUCUUUGACCUGUUCAAGGUGACUGCCCGAGCCGUCAACGCCAUCAAGGCAGCGGCGAGCCCGCUCAAGAGGUACCUGGGGAUCGACGACAAUUCUCUCGAAGCUGCCUUGGGACAGCUUGAGAUCCAAAUCAGAUCCAGGCCCGCCGCAACACGAGCGGGCAUCCGCAUUGUCGCCAUCUGCAGUUAUUCUGGCUGGACGGUGACGCCCGAGAUAUGGCAGAAGGAGCUCGCGAACGUUCCGGGCAACAGUGACCUCGUUUUCUUGUUUUUCGACAAGUCGAACAAGAUACAGCUGCGCUCGCACGACGAGCUGCGGCGACUGUUUCAAAGACCCAAUGCCUCAUACAACCAGCUCGGUCCGACUCAAUCGGAGCACGCCUACGCCCACAUCUUUAGGGCUCUGGACGGUCGAGUCCUUCUCAAGCUCGCGAAAAGGACCUCUGGCUCGCUCUCCGAAGGAAGCGGCCGGAACGGAUUCCAAAAUCAUCUCCCAUUCGGCAGCCACGCCGAAUGGUCUGAUGACUUCGAGCGCAUCGAGGCGCCGGCGCUACCAGCCGACGCCCCUACAACGCUGGCUGCAGGGACUCGCAGCCGUCUGCGCAACCCGGAACAGCGCCCAACCGACGGCAAGACGUGUCCCGAAUGCUCGGAGCAGGUCUGCGAGGCACCCGACCCCGAGGCCAUCGCGCGCUGUAUACGAAAGCAUCAAGAGGCCAGUGAGCUUGUGGGGUGCCCUUGGGAUCCCAGGUGCAACAAGAAAAGGCGAGCCGGCCUGGCGGCUAGCCUCGUCCUUCUGGCUGAGCACGUGGUGGCCCACUCGGAGGGUCAGAGGGUCCACUCCUCCGGAACGCUCAACAAGCUCGCCUCGAGGGCCAAGGAGCGAGCCAAGAAGCCUCGAGUCGCGAGAGCUCAGAGACGCAGUCGGCAGGGCAAAGCUUCCACCUCUUCAGCUUGCUACGACGAGGACGACCAGGACGACCAGGACCACGAGGACGACGAGGACGACGAGGACGACGAGGACGACGAGGACGACGAGGACGACGAGGACGACGAGGACGACGAGGACGACGAGGACGACGAGGACGACGAGGACGACGAGGACGACGAGGACGACGAGGACGACGAGGAGGAGGAUGAGGAAUAG